Messenger RNA from Puntigrus tetrazona (Sumatra barb), 2664 nucleotides. RefSeq names its product CDP-diacylglycerol--glycerol-3-phosphate 3-phosphatidyltransferase, mitochondrial. Gene Ontology annotation, biological process: cardiolipin biosynthetic process. The record is from RefSeq and is a predicted model, not a curated record. The transcript is spliced from 11 exons. Gene Ontology annotation, molecular function: CDP-diacylglycerol-glycerol-3-phosphate 3-phosphatidyltransferase activity. The coding region runs from base 36 to 1658 and encodes 540 amino acids. Lineage: Eukaryota; Metazoa; Chordata; Actinopteri; Cypriniformes; Cyprinidae. Gene Ontology annotation, cellular component: mitochondrion.
AGAUAAAGUUUUGACGUUCAAAAUGCAGUGAAAACAUGGCGGCGCCCAUGACAUGGAAAAGACUUGUGUUCUCUGGAUAUACUCCUGCUUUUUCCUGGGUUUUUGCGAGGAUAACAGAUCGCUUUUUCAGGACACAUGAACGGAGGAGAGGGUCCGCUGUGCUGCUCUUGGCCCCUCUCUUGGCAGAGGCGGACUCAGCCCCCCUGGCCUCCUCCAGACCUCCAGGCUUCACUGGUGUUGAGGGUCUCCACUCUCGCUUCCACUGGAUGGCUGAUCAUGUACCUGCUUUUAGGGUCCCUGGGGGCCGUAUACGCAUCCUUCACUCACCUGAUGAGUUUUAUCAGGCUAUGAAGGCUCGCAUCAAGACAGCCAGGAGUCGUGUGGUAAUGGCAUCACUGUAUCUGGGCACAGGACCACUAGAGCAAGACCUCGUGGAUUGCAUGGAAGAAGCAUUAGAGCGCUCACAGGAAGAUCAUGCAGCUGAUCUCAAGGUGUCAUUUCUGCUGGAUUAUACCAGAGGCUCGAGAGGUAAGCACAAUUCCCGCACAAUGUUACUGCCACUGCUCCAGCGUUUUCCCGAGCAGAUGAGAGUGUCACUGUACCACACACCUGACCUGCGGGGGCUGCUGCGUCUGCUGGUUCCCGAACGCUUCAAUGAAACCAUCGGUGUGCAGCACAUCAAGGCGUACCUUUUUGACAACAGUCUCAUCAUUAGUGGGGCCAAUCUGAGCGACUCCUACUUCACCAAUCGUCAGGAUCGUUAUGUACUUCUGGAGGACUGCGGAGAGGUGGCUGAUUUCUUUGCUGAACUCGUGGGAGCCGUGGGCGACGUUUCGCUGCAGCUGCAGCCUGACAACAGUGUGCACAUGAUGGAGGGAAUGGUGCAUCCCUACAAAGGUAACAGAGCGGACUUUUCUGAAUCGGCACAGAGACGUAUUAUGGAGGUGGUGAACACGGCCCGUAUCCGGCAGAGCAUGCUGGAAGAAGAAAGUUCGGAGGUGCCAGACUCGGACGAAACAGUGGCAAACGACACUUGGAUCUUUCCACUUGUGCAAAUGAAGCCACUUGGCAUUCAUCUGGAUGAACAAGUAACCAAACGGCUGCUCACAGAGGCAGGUGGAGACUCGGUCGUCUACCUGACAUCGGGUUACUUCAACCUUACGCGCACCUACAUGCAGCUGGUGCUGGGCGCAGCAGCAGACUACCGUAUCCUCAUGGCCUCCCCAGAGGUUAAUGGUUUUUUUGGAGCCAAAGGAGUAGCAGGAGCAAUUCCUGAAGCCUAUGUUCACCUCGCCCGACAGUUCUACAAUAAGGUGUGUCAGCUGGGUCAACAGAGUCGUGUCCACUUGCAUGAAUACCAUCGCCCAGAUUGGACAUUUCAUGCUAAAGGUCUGUGGUACUACGUGGGAGGAAAAGACCACCCCUGCCUCACUCUCAUUGGCUCCCCAAAUUUCGGCUAUCGCUCCGUGCACAGGGAUCUGGAGGCUCAGAUUGCCAUAGUAACAGAGAAUGAGGAACUCCAGAUGCAGCUGCAACAGGAACAGGAGGUGUUAUACCAGAGUUCAACGCAAGUGUCAAACUCCACGUUUAAUCAGCCAGACCGACAUGUAAAGCUGUGGGUGAAACUGGUUACUCCACUCAUCAAGAACUUCUUCUAAAGUUCGACAGGCCUGAGGUGAUGGAUAUCUCACUAUCUGUGACAGAUGGCAAAUGGGACUACACGUGUGUGAAUUAUAAGAGGCAUUUGCAAAUAUUGAUGGUUUGCUGGAUGCAGAUGGCUGUGAGAUGAGCUCCAGCGACGUUGGAUUCAGUAACAUUCAUUCCGCUUCACACAACCUCAUUGUUAGAAGAGAAUGCAUGUAAAUCUAAACGGCAUUCGCUGGCGGUGUGAUAGACGUGUAUUUGUAAAAGUGUGGCAGAUAUAAACCUUUGACCAUCAGUUUGACAUGCAGUGCAUCUAACGUGUACAUAUUUGAAAGUUGCUUUUUUUUUUCUGUAAACGUUUUUGUCAGAUUAAUAAGAUGCUGUUCAACAAAAUCCAUUUUUACAUCUUUUCUAUCGUAUUAGUUAUUUUCGGUUGAAAAUGUCAGCAGCAGAUUGAGUCAGCUUUAAUGUUCGCGUCGUCAACACGGUCAACCUUUAGCUUCCUCAGCCAUUUCCUGAAACCUAUGGAUCCUUGUUUCUGCCAUAGUUGUUUUCUAAAAGAAAUGUUUAAUCCAUGGCAGAAACAAAAUGAGCACGUGACUUUAAUUACAGCUUCAAAUCCUGACUCAGACAUGAUGCUCGAAUCAAAAGGUUUGAGUAGCAACUUAAAGGGACUCCAAUUUAAGUAAAAACGAAGUUGGUUUUCCAAUAAAAACUGCGGUACUACCCUCGUGUUUUAAUUUUGGUGCCAAUGUGCAUGGAGCAAGAGCUUUCGCUUUAUUUAUAAGCUUUAUUAACAUAUUGAGACCAGAUGACUUACAUUUAAGUGGAUUUAAAUGCAACGAAUGACAGUGUUUGGAAGAGAAGAGACCGUUUCCUGCUCUUUGAGAUAAGAUUGGCCUUAAAGCCACGUUGUCUAACGCACAAGAAUUCAAAAAAUGGCCAAAAAUGUAUUAUAUAAAGAUUUUUCUUUUUGGUCAGUGUUGAAGUGGUUUUUAAUAAUAAAGGCUUAUACAUUCA